AUGGAUGACCCGAAGAAAAAUAACGGAUUGAAUAUUUCAAUUGUGCCAUUUAAAUCUUGCCCUUAUGAAUCACAACUUAAGCUCCAAGAUAUUGGAAUCACCGGAUUGGAAUCAUCGGCUGACAUUGAAUUCAAACCAUUUUUGGUUCUGUACUUUCAUAAUGUUAUUAGCGAUCAACAUAAUUUGAAGAUCAAACAGAAUGUUCGCAAUAAAAGAGAUGAUUUCUCAAAAUCAUUAGACUAUGAAUCUAAUAAAAUUGAUGUAAUUCCUCCAGAUUAUGUUGCAUUAACUCCAUUUACAAAAACUUACAAACGUAAAUAUAUUGACAAUCAUCGUACGGUUAAAAAAAAUUUAGCUGACUAUAAUAAGGACGGUUCAAAAAAAAAACCGAGUAGUUGUAAUAUGAAAUCAUUGUCCGUUAAUUUUGAAGAUAUAGGACGUGACCAUAUAAUUGCUCCAAAAAUAAUUAAUUUCAACUUCUGCAAUGGUCGAUGCGGUGGAUCAAAUUUUGACAAUUCAACUUAUUCUGCAGCUUAUAACCACUAUCUUAUUUAUCAGUCAUUAUGUCAUCUAUAUCCUGAAGAAAUAUCAUCAACGUAUUGUGCGCCUACGAAAUUUUCAAAUUUAACUGCUCUAUUUUUUGACGUCAAUGAUAAUAUUGUUUUAGAAACAGUGCCCAACAUAAUAGCUGAAGAAUGUCCUUGUGAGUAA
Molecule: messenger RNA, 711 nt
Organism: Microplitis mediator
Lineage: Eukaryota; Metazoa; Arthropoda; Insecta; Hymenoptera; Braconidae
Product: bone morphogenetic protein 6-like
Exons: 1
Coding region: 1-711 (236 amino acids)
Biological process (GO): BMP signaling pathway; SMAD protein signal transduction
Cellular component (GO): extracellular region
Molecular function (GO): cytokine activity; growth factor activity
Source: RefSeq, a predicted model, not a curated record